Phodopus roborovskii (desert hamster) is the source of this 873-nucleotide messenger RNA. Its product is annotated as probable N-acetyltransferase CML1. The record is from RefSeq and is a predicted model, not a curated record. Gene Ontology annotation, molecular function: N-acetyltransferase activity. NCBI's taxonomy places the organism in Eukaryota, Metazoa, Chordata, Mammalia, Rodentia, Cricetidae.
UGGGAGGAGGAACUGCAGAGGACUCACACGGCUUCUCUUCUGCAGGGCUCAGGGAAGCUGUGCAGGCAGAUAGAGCUGUCUCUCGUGGAUGCCGAGAUCUGAGACCCAGCAUUCUCCCAUGGCUCCUUAUCACAUCCGCCAGUACCAGGACAGAGACCACAAUAGGGUACUGGACCUGUUCAUCAGGGGCAUGGAGGAGCACAUCCCCGCCACCUUCCGCCACGCACUGAAACUGCCCCAAACGCUCCUGCUCUUACUUGGGGGGCCGCUUGCCGUGGUCCUGGUGUCUGACUCCUGGCUGCUAGCUAUUAUAUACAUCUUCUUUCUGCUCCUACUCUUGUGGCUCCUUGCCAGACAGCCCUGGAAGGCGUAUGUGGCCAAGUGUUUGCACACAGACAUGGCUGACAUCAGCAAGUCCUACCUGAGUGAGAGGUCAGGGUUCUGGGUGGCUGAGUCUGGGGACCAGGUGGUGGGCAUGGUGGCAGGUCUGCCAGUCAAGGAUGCCCCACCAGGGAGGAAGCAGCUGGAGCUCUUUCGCCUGUCUGUGUCCUCACAGCAUCGAGGACAGGGGAUAGCGAAAGCGCUGGUCAGAACUGUCCUCCAGUUUGCACGGGACCAGGGCUACAGCGAUGUCGUCCUUGAGACCAGUGCCAUGCAGCAAGGAGCUGUGACCCUCUACCUGAACAUGGGCUUCUGGAGGACAGGCCAGUACUUCAUGAGUGUGUUCUGGCGGUUACUGGGUAUUCCUAUAGUUCAGUUAAAGUACUCCCUGCCUUCUGCCUAGGAAGUGGGGCUGGGACCUGCUCUGCUGUACAGCCAGCUGUGCCCACUCCACUCUAGAGGAACCAGUGAACCCUAUGAGGUCAGUGUGAU